GAUUUAUUUAUGAGAUUUCAACACCCCCACGGGACGAGGGCCCAGAUCUGCACCUGGAACCCCCAGGGUUCAAAGUUUCAUUCUUCAUAGUACGAACAAGACUUGUUCAAUGCGCUGACCUUCAUGAACCUGGCUCCUAGCAAGCGAGUGACCGUCCGGGUCUUGGACAGCUACAGCCUCAUAGUCUCAUGGUCUAAGAAGCGCUAUGCUACAGAUGCGUCCUCGAAUAGUGCUGUACAAGCAUCGAAGGAUCGACAGUUCCAUGACUAUUUUGUCACGCAUCUACCGUCGUCCUCUCUUCACACGGAUCCUCGGGGACCACUAACGUCUUUCCAUAAACUGCCUCGUUCAGCCUCUGUCCCACAUACGGGAGACACUUCGCACCCUCCAACUUCGCUUCAAAACCUUGUAAGCCGUGAAACUACAGUCGUUCGCAUCCCUCUCCGCAGCGCGAAGCAUCAUUUCGGAGUCUCGACUAGUCGCGGUACUCGACCAGCGAAUGAGGACACCUUCCAGGCAGGCGUCAUUGAUAUUCCUGCAUUCGCAAAACGACCUCCGCCGUCUCUGACAAUCAGGCGGUCCGAGGGUGGGAACCCCGACUCCCCGCCUGAGAACCGCGCUGCAGACAGUGCAAGAGGAGAUCCACAAGUGUUCUACUAUGGAGUAUUUGACGGGCACGGAGGGUCAGAGUGCAGUGAAUUUCUGAGGGAUACGCUUCAUGAAUACAUUCAGAAUGCGGCAGCAGAGUUCGAGCUAGAGUCGAGCUUAAUAAAAAAGCCGAAUCCUCAUGAAGAUGCGAAAAAUACGCACAGGUACAGGCCCGCAGAACUAUCGCACGGUCAUUUACCCAUCGUGCAGAGAGGGAAUCGGCAUAAAAUUGACGAUUUGGAAAAAGCGCUGGUGAAAAGGUGGAGGAGUCUCGUGGGUGGCUAUUUCAGGCGGUUUGUGCCAGCGUACUUCUCAUAUUUCGGACACGAGCAUGGAGCUAGUCGACAUGGGACAAGUGGAGGUGUCACGAUCGAAGAGGUCCUGGAGUAUGCCUUCUUGCGCGCAGAUCUCGAUUUCGUAUCUGCUCAAGCGGCAAAACGAGAAGAUGAUUUGAUCCAGGCAGAUCAGCCAUUAAACAACGACGAUAUUCUUUAUAGCCCCAGUCGAUCAUCCUGGAUCGGGGGGAGGAAACGAUUCAAAGGUGGAAGCACGGGCAGCAUCGCUAUGCUCUCAACUCCCACACCUCUUCCUUAUUGGCAUCCAUCUGCAUCGUCAAGCCUACUAGUGUCCCAUGUUGGUGACACUAGGAUACUAUUAUGUUCUACUGCCACAGGCGAAGCCAUUCCUUUGACAUCGAAUCAUCAUCCUUCCUCGCCUGUUGAAUUGAGUAGGCUGCGGCGAUAUGCAGCGAUGUUCGUGACCGAUUCUUUCGGUGAGGAACGUCUGAGUGGACUGGCCAACACUCGCGCGUUUGGUGAUAUUCAGUCCAAACGGCUUGGGGUGUCGGCAGAGCCAGAGAUUAGACGUGUCGAAAUGGGCCCGGCCGAAUUCUCCUUUUUGGUUCUCAUGUCAGAUGGAAUCAGUGGUACACUUCUUGACCAGGAGAUUGUCGACAUCGUCAAGGAAGCGAAGACCCCGGACCAAGGAGCCAAGGACAUAGUCAGCUUCGCAACGGAGGUAACCCAGGAAGGAGACAAUGCAACUUGUCUUGUCGUCCGCCUGGGCGGGUGGGAACGACGACUCGAAGGAGGCUUGGGAAGUAUGGGCACCAAAGAAUCCCGAGAUUGGCGGCGGCAAGACGCUACAGAUCCGCGCAGGUCACGGACAUGAUGAUAAUAAUGUGAGCUAUGGGUUAUACAUAUCUUGCCAUUUUAUGGCUGCUUUUUGUGUACAUAGAUUAGAUCAACUUCUAUUUUUCCCCCUUCCCUCUUUCGCAUGCAUUGCGGGUGUCUUUUCGGGAGAAAUGAUAAGAAUAAAUUUCCACCACAAGGUUUUAUGUUCC
Messenger RNA from Monascus purpureus, 1990 nucleotides. The record is from the annotation of a GenBank genome assembly. NCBI's taxonomy places the organism in Eukaryota, Fungi, Ascomycota, Eurotiomycetes, Eurotiales, Aspergillaceae.